GUCCAUGUUUUAGAGACUUGAACAAUUCUUUUUUAAUUUAGAAAAGCACUUUGUAGAUAUUAAGCAUAAAUACAAUUAAGCUGCUUUUAAAUUACAUUAAUCCUGGAGAAAAUGUGUACAUUACAGGAAACAAACAAUGGUAUCUGUUUCUAUUUAAACAGAAGUAAAUCUUUAGAAAAUGCAUGCCAGUUUCAUGGGAAAUUCUGAACACAAGCUAGUAUAUUUCAUAUUGCAGUUCAUCCUAGAAACAAACUCACCCACUUCCUGCAGACCACACAAUUAUUUUAUGGGUUAAAGAAUAAUGUCUGGAUUUUUUUAAAGGUAAUUCAGUGUUUCUUAGCAUAAUUUAAUAUAGUUCAACCCUGUUUAGUAUUUUUAUGUUAACUGCAAACAACUCAGUGUCCUUCUGAUAUCUGAUAGGUUAUGGAGGUCCACUUUUAAGUCUUCUACUAUUACACAGUGGUGAACUCAGAUGAUUGUUUCUUCCAUAUUAUAGUGACAGAAGAUAAGAAGUCAGAACCUGGCACAAAGCAGGGAUACUAUAGAUUCCCCAAAGCCCAGAAGUAUUAGAAGCAGAAGCUGUAACAGAGGUAACAAUUGUAAGCAACACAGUAGAGAAUACAGAAGUGUGAAUACAGAAGUGAAAAUUCUCACAUUGACUAUUCUGAAGGCUUUGCCAGUGAUGUGCUCUGAAACACCCAGAAGCAGCAAACAUUUAGAAAUAUCAGGAACUGAAGAGAAGAAAACAGAGGAAAAGAAAAAAAAGGAAAAGGAAAAGAGGAAGAAAGGACACUGUAUCUUCCCUCAAGAUGGUAAAAAAGGUACUUUGUUAUCUGUUAGUAGAAAAUGAGACUCUUGAGAAGUACAGUUGUUCCCUUUCUUUGGCAUUUUUUUUCAGUAACUAGGUAGACAGGGGAAACAGUUUUCCAGUGAAGUAACAAAUUAUGUUUCAAACACUAGGAAGGGGAGGGAAGAGAGAUAGAGGUUCCUCAUUGUAUUAUCCCACAGUACUCAUGAUCCAAGAGAGGAUAAUCACCAGAGAUGUAGGAGCACCUUUACAAACCUAAUCUGAGGACUUGGAAACUCUCACACAUUUCCUGGAAUUUCUGGUUUUGGCCAUGCAUCACAUGAUGAGUCUGAAAAAGCCCUUCCUGAGGGAAGUUGCUCAAAAAUUAUAUGUCUGCAUAAAAGUGUCAAUUUUGACCAAAAAAAAGUGCUAUGUUUUGGCCAGCGUAGUCGUGGUGUAUAUAGUAAAAUUAAGUCUGUGUUUCAGUGGCAUGACCAUAUUACACAAAAAUAAUACUUUUAAAUAAAUGUUAACAGUAAAUAAUCUUUUUCAUGUCUGCAUAUUUUCAUAUCUACACCCAUGCUUUCUUAAAUCCCAGCAUUACAUGUCAAAAAAUGACCCUUUUCCUGCUGAGCUUCAAAAUUUCAUCUAGAUCUACCAAAUCUGUAAGAUACAAAUCAACCAAAAAAAAGAGAGAGAACAACUGAUUACCUCUUCUAUCAUCUGAGUUACAUGCUGCUAUCAAGAAGUCAUAUUGGCAUAAAACUAGCAGACCAGAAAGAAUAGUCACAUUUUUUCAAAUCAAUUUAGCAGAAGAAUCAUUAUUAGCUACUACCUGUGUUGGAUAUUGAGGACCAAAAUUGCCAGCUGAGAAGAUACCACAUCAAAAUGCUUCAUCUUUAAGCCUGCAGAGUAGUAUGAUUUCCCGGAAAGAAACCACGGUGGCUCAGCGAAUAUCGUCAGCAAAAGUUCACAAAAUUAAAGAGCUGAAGAAUGAAAUAUUUGACUUACAAUGCAAAUUAGAAGCAUCAAGCUUAGAAAACCACAUUUUGAAAGAGCUUCAGUAUCGACACUUGAAAGAAAUAGAUAGAUAUGAAAAUUUAGGAUGUAGCUUGCAGGAUCUCUUAGCAAGUCAUUAUAAUGAGGUGAGAACUUUAAGGAAAAGCCUGAGGAUGUCUCAGGAGGACGAGCGAAAUUCAUCCAGGAAGCUCAGAGAAGUUGAAGCAUCGCUGGUAAAAGCUAAAGGUGCUUUGCAGACCUUACAUACACUUUCAGGAGACAAAACUCUUGCAGAGAGAGAGGAACUUGAUCACAGAUUGUCAGUCCUUACAGAAAAAAUUGAAGUGAAUGAUAAGAGAAUACAGAUCCUGGAAAAGCAGCUGAAGUUGAACAAUAGCAGCUUUAGUCGUCAGCUGGCAAAUGAGAACAGAAAAGCUCUGGAAGCUGGGAUAAUUACAAAGACCUUGCAAAUGGAAAUUAACUCUCUUCACCAAAAAAUUAAGGAGAAAGAUCGUCAACUUUUUAUAAAAAAUAUCUAUGCAAAUCGGAUGCCUAAAAUCCCAAAAGACAAAAGUGAUGCAGUACCUCAUGGAAAAAGCUUCAGUAUACACAGAUCAGUACAAGUAGAUAAAGACAUUUUUAGACCACUGCUGCUGUCAGAGUACGAAGCUCAGGAAACAGAAAGCAGCCCUCUUCAGCUAACAAAGGAGGAAACAUCUCCAGAAGAUAAAAGUAAAAAAGCUGAAGUAAAUGAAGUAUACCCAGAUGCUCAAUGUAGAACAGAAAAACAAUCAACCAAGAAAAUACCAGAGCCAGAAGCUUUUAAUAGGACACAUAGAGACUAUUUACAGGAGGGCAGACUACUGAUGGAAGAACACAUUUGUUUGGAAUUUAUGAAAAAAGAAAAAGAGACAGAUUUGCUUAAACAGGAGCUGAAAGAAGUGAUGAAAACUGAACAAACUCCUCUAAGUGACAGUAUGAAGGAGAACAAUCAAGAGGAAGUUGCAGUGGAAGAAUAUGAGAAAGAAGAAAACAAGCCAGACGAAGAGCUAAGUAACAGUGAGCAGCCAGAGAGUAUCCGUGUGAUUUCAGGUCCAAGAAACAAAACAACCAUUAGGCUGAACAAAAAAUACAUAUUCUCAGAAGCCACUGAGAAUUUGCAUCGUGGGCUUUUUACAUCAGGUACAAGAUCAAAACACAGCAGGCACUGCCAGUACAGGCAGGACUGCAGUGGAACAGCUGAAUCAAAAGUGAAAAAUGCCUUUGGGCUGUAUGAACCAUCUCCUGGUAAAGGCACCCAAAGAAGGCAGAAGGACAGUUCCACUGAAGCAGAAGCUGUGCUCAUAUGACAUUUGUGGAAAGGAAACCAUCUUAAGAAAUUACUCUUUGGACCAGGCUUGUUUUGAAUAUACAACCCUUCCAGUUCUAACAUGGGAAGAAUGAAGAAGUGAAAGGAUACAGGAUUACAUAAGCCAGAUUUCAAACCACCAUUACUAACUCAUCACGUAAAGCAUCUAACAUCAGUCGUUAUGAAUAACCUCAUGAGAAUAUACAAACUAUUUUAUUUGCUACUUAGUUACAUACGUCAAGUAGAAAUAGGGAUCCUUAAAAACUUUUUUUAAAAGGCAAUAUUUUUACCUUCAUUAAAUGCAUAUUAAAUCUUACAAAUACUGGCAAUGUCCCUCAGUGAUUUUUCCAUAAUGGUAAGUCAAGUCAGUUGUCACAAAAGAGCACCUCUCCUAU
Neopsephotus bourkii (Bourke's parrot) is the source of this 3529-nucleotide messenger RNA. It is a transcript of the gene LCA5L, whose product is annotated as lebercilin LCA5 like. Gene Ontology annotation, cellular component: axoneme. The transcript has 7 exons. NCBI's taxonomy places the organism in Eukaryota, Metazoa, Chordata, Aves, Psittaciformes, Psittacidae. The record is from RefSeq and is a predicted model, not a curated record. Gene Ontology annotation, biological process: intraciliary transport. The coding region runs from base 1705 to 3135 and encodes 476 amino acids.